UAGGAAGUGUGGAAUUUAUGCACUUAACAGACGUACUGGAUGGCGGCUCCUGAGGCAGAGUUGGUGUUGAAAUGGGAAAGGGAGCAGGCACGUCUUCGAGAAAGUGUGAAGGAGGAGGACACAGAGGAUUGGCAGAGGAGUCCAGACUUCAGCGGGCUGGAGAGAGUGGGAGGAGUAGAUCUUUCAUUCAUUAAAGGCGAUGACAUCAAUGCCUGCGCUCAUCUGGUGGUGCUCACGUACCCUCAUAUGAAGGUUCUGUAUGAAGAUUGUAAGAUGGUGACUCUUAAUACCCCUUAUGUGGCUGGUUUCCUGGGCUUCAGGGAAGCCCCACCUCUGCUACAGGCCCUGGAGAAACUGAAGAACGUACAGCCAAAUCUAAUGCCACAGGUGCUAUUUGUGGAUGGGAAUGGACUAUUCCACUAUCGGGAGUUUGGUUUGGCAUGUCAUCUUGGUGUUCUGUCAGAUCUGCCCUGUGUGGGUGUGGCCAAGAACCUUCUGCAUGUUGAGGGAGUGGUGAGAAGUGAGGAGCACCAGUCGCAGCUCAACGCUCUACAGAAGAGUGGGGAUAGUUUUCCACUGGCUACAGCCUCAGGGAGAGUUCUAGGGAAGGCUCUCCGCAGUUCCCAAAGCAGUAUCAAACCUGUGUAUGUUUCUGUGGGUCAUCGAAUCAGUCUGGAUACAGCAGUCAGACUCACACACACUUGCUGCCUCUACAGAGUACCUGAACCAAUACGACAGGCGGACAUCCGUUCAAGAGAAUACCUGCGUUGCCAUGUCCUGAUAUCUGACAUUACCUAGAUGAACAGAUGGGGUGAGAGGAGAGAAUGCUGUGAUGCUUACAUUGUAUUAACACUGGUAAUUUUUAUUAUUGAAUCCAAGAAUUUACCAUGCUAGUGGAUUUGUAGUAUACACAGACUUUUCUUUUUUUCUGGAACUAUAGUGUCUGAAAACAAAAGUAGGGCUGUGCUAUUCAGCUUCAUGUUCCACUGUCACCAGGAUCUGAUAUAAAUAAAAGAUUGUAAGAACAGCACACUUUACCAAGCAGAUCUAUCAAGUGAGUUUUGGGUACAUUAUGAAAAUAAUGUAGUGAAUGGAGGGGGAAAAAGUAAAAGAAAAGACAAAUUCAGAAGUUUUGCUAAUACACUUUUCCCCUUGAUAUUUGUAAUCACCAGGAUUCCUUUCUGUUUUACUGAAUUUAUUUCUUCAAUUCUGUCCUAUUUUAAUUUGUUGGAUAGCCUAUUCUGCACACUGCUGCAUUUAGUUCCAAUUUGCAUAUAAAUUACUUUUUACAUUGUACAUGUCCACUGUAAAU
Molecule: messenger RNA, 1312 nt
Organism: Sinocyclocheilus rhinocerous
Lineage: Eukaryota; Metazoa; Chordata; Actinopteri; Cypriniformes; Cyprinidae
Product: endonuclease V
Exons: 8
Coding region: 40-798 (252 amino acids)
Biological process (GO): DNA repair
Cellular component (GO): cytoplasm; nucleolus
Molecular function (GO): RNA endonuclease activity producing 5'-phosphomonoesters, hydrolytic mechanism; single-stranded RNA binding
Source: RefSeq, a predicted model, not a curated record